CGCACUAACCACAGCACGAGUGGAGUGUCUUACUCUUAUUAAUUAUCCAACUUAUAAUCUUAUUACGUGUAAACACGUUUUUGACAUUUUUUCGUUCAUUUCUCUGUUUGUACUUGAAUGUAUUUUAUAAGGUGCAGACGUCUCAUUUUUAAAUUACCAUUAAGUACAAAUCAAUCCCUAUCACAGCAAGGGAGAGACUUAGUUAGAUCCCAUUAUUUAGCACGAAAGGAUAUUAAAACCAUGACUACCUCAGCAUCAGUGUUAAAACGUUACGAUAACAUCACCAAGUCCGCAGAAGACAAACGGUUAUACAGGGGGUUGGAGUUAUCAAACCGUAUGAAAGUAUUACUUGUGAGUGAUCAUACCACCGAUAAAUCAGCAGCAGCGUUGGACGUUAACGUUGGUUAUCUGAGCGAUCCAGAUUACUUACCUGGUCUUGCUCAUUUUUGUGAGCACAUGCUGUUUCUGGGCACCGAGAAGUAUCCAAACGAGAAUGACUACAGCAAAUUUUUAAGUGAGCAUGGAGGUGGAAGUAAUGCUGCCACAUAUCCGGAUCAUACCGUUUAUUACUUUGACAUUGUUCCCGAACAUUUGAAAGGUGCUUUAGAUAGAUUUUCUCAAUUUUUCAUUGCACCUCUUUUCACCGAAACCGCUACUGAACGUGAAUUAAAUGCUGUGAAUUCCGAACACGAGAAAAAUAUUCCAAGCGACUUAUGGAGGCUGGAUCAAUUGGAUAAGUCGACUUGUAAUCCCAAUCACCCAUUCCAUAAGUUUGGAACAGGAAAUAAAGAUACGCUUUGUCACAUUCCAAAGGAGAAAGGGAUAAAUGUGCGCACUGAGCUGUUGAAAUUUCACGAGUUAUGGUAUUCCUCCAACAUUAUGGCUUUGGCCAUUCUCGGCAAAGAGAGUUUGGAUGAAUUGGAAGAAAUUGUGGUAGGCCUUUUUUCUCCAGUUAAGGAUAAAAAUGCGGAAGCGCCAAAGUGGCCCGAACAUCCGUUUACACCUGAUCAGUUUAGGACUUGUGCUUACAUAGUUCCUAUAAAGGACGUACGAAAUUUGAACAUAGUGUUUCCAUCGGUUGACUUACAUCCUUACUAUAAAUCAGCCCCCGGUAAUUAUAUAAGCCAUUUGGUAGGUCAUGAGGGUCCAGGUAGCUUAUUAUCUGCACUUAAAGCAAGAGGCUGGUCCAAUAGUUUGGUGGCUGGAAGUAGAACGGCACCAAGAGGUAUUGGAUUUUUUGGUAUUUCUGUUGACCUAACGGAAGAGGGCAUGUUUCAUAUUAAUGACAUUGUGAAAUUAGUGUUCCAAUACUUGGAAAUGCUCAAAGUCAAUGGCCCCCUCCAAUGGAUACAGGAAGAGCAAAAGCGUAUAUCGUCAAUGAUUUUUAGGUUUAAAGACAAAGAGUCUCCACGAUCGUACAUUGCUGGCCAUGUACAUUACUUACAUGAAUAUCCUUUAGAAGAAGUUUUAUCCUCUCACUAUUUGCUAUCGGAAUGGAAUCCGGAUAUGGUAAACAAAAUCUUAAGUGAUUUUACUCCAGAGAAUGUAAGAGUAGGCGUAAUUGCGAAACAAUUUGCAAACGAGGUUAAUUUAAAGGAGCCGUGGUAUGGUACUGAGUACAAACUGCAAAACAUACCAACAGAAGUGUUAGAAGACUGGAAGAAUUGUGGAGAAUGUCCGGAAUUACGUAUUCCGGAUAAAAAUGAUUUUGUUGCUACUAACUUUGAUUUAUAUCCGUUUGAUAAAGAGUUAAACGAUCAUCCCGUAAUAAUUCAAGACACUGCUUUAACAAGAAUUUGGUUUAAACAAGAUGAUAAGUACUUACUACCAAAGGCUAACAUUAUGUUUGAUUUUGUAAGCCCUUUGGCCUACUUAGAUCCAUUAAAUUGUAAUCUAACUCAUAUGUUUGUGCAACUAUUUCGAGACGCCCUCAGUGAAUACGUAUAUGCAGCUGAGCUUGCCGGCUUGAAAUGGGAAUUGUCGAAUACGAAGUACGGCCUUAUUCUAGUUCUAGGUGGUUACAACGAAAAACAGCACAUACUACUAGGUAAAAUCAUAGAAAAAUUAACGAAUUUUAAGGUUGAUCCUAAGCGGUUUGAAAUAUUUAAGGAAAAUUAUAUAAGAACACUUAAAAAUUUUGCUGCAGAGCAACCCUACCAACAUGCAGUGUAUUAUUUAACAGUAUUGUUGACCGAGCAUUCAUGGACAAAACGAGAGUUGCUCGCGGCAACAGAAGAGCUUACAAUAGAGAAAUUGGAAGAGUUUAUACCACAGAUGCUUUCAAAAAUGCACAUCGAAUGUUUGGUGCAUGGCAAUGCGAAUAGAAAGAAAGCAUUGGAAAUGGUUAACAUUGUUGAGAAUCGUUUUGCAGAACUUAUUAAUACAACGCCGCUUCUACCGCGACAAUUGCUGUUAAAUCGUGAGCUUCAGCUGGAGGAUAGCUGUGAUUAUUUAUAUAGCGUCGACAAUGACAUACAUAAGUCCUCGUGUGUGGAAGUUUACUACCAAUGUGGCUUACAAAAUACAGAAAGUAAUAUUCUUCUGGAAUUAUUCGGUCAAAUCAUUCAAGAACCCUGUUUUGAUGUGUUACGCACAAAAGAACAAUUAGGUUACAUAGUAUUCAGCGGUAUUAGAAAAGCUAAUGGUGUCCAAGGUUUACGUGUUAUUGUGCAGUCUGAUAAGCAUCCAUCAAUUGUUGAUGGUCGAAUAGAAGAAUUUCUACAUGGCAUGCUUGAACAUUUACAAAACAUGAAAAAUGAAGAGUUUAUGCGACACAAGGACGCAUUAGCUGCCCAUCGUUUAGAAAAACCCAAACAACUGACUGCUCAAACUGCCCUCUAUUGGUCAGAGAUUACUGCACAACAGUAUCAUUUUGCGAGAGCCGAAGUUGAAGUGGCUUACUUGCGAACAGUAACAAAAGAAGAUCUCAUUAACUUUUAUGAGACGCUGUUAAAAAAUGGUGCUCAAGAACGGAAGAAGCUCGCUGUUCAUGUGCUAUCUAAAGCAGAAGGAGGUGCUGGCACAUUAAAAGAAAUAGAUGUAAAGGAGCCAACCCAAACUGUUAUACAAGAUGUUACAAUAUUUAAAAGUAGUCAUGGAAUGUAUCCCUUAGUACAACCGUAUAUUAAUAUAACUCGUAAGGGUAAAAAGUGCAAACUUUGAUUUUAAAAGUCUUUAGUAUUUCGUAUUUUACUAUUUAAGAAAAAUGUUUAUAUUCUCAGUGUUACACAGUAAAAAGGUACUAAUUUCAACUGCAAGCAAUUAGAAAUAGCUCGGCAUUUUUGUGUCAAUCAGGCAAAACUUUAUAAACUUGUAAUUUUGGUUGUAUUAAAUUUUAAAUGUAA
Messenger RNA from Photinus pyralis (common eastern firefly), 3344 nucleotides. RefSeq names its product insulin-degrading enzyme (gene Ide). The record is from RefSeq and is a predicted model, not a curated record. Gene Ontology annotation, biological process: peptide catabolic process. Gene Ontology annotation, cellular component: cytosol; mitochondrion. Gene Ontology annotation, molecular function: metalloendopeptidase activity; metal ion binding. Lineage: Eukaryota; Metazoa; Arthropoda; Insecta; Coleoptera; Lampyridae. The transcript is spliced from 18 exons. The coding region runs from base 118 to 3162 and encodes 1014 amino acids.